This is a messenger RNA of Hibiscus syriacus, 1019 nucleotides long. Its product is annotated as E3 ubiquitin-protein ligase RMA3-like. Gene Ontology annotation, molecular function: ubiquitin-like protein conjugating enzyme binding; ubiquitin protein ligase activity; metal ion binding. Lineage: Eukaryota; Viridiplantae; Streptophyta; Magnoliopsida; Malvales; Malvaceae. The transcript has 2 exons. Gene Ontology annotation, biological process: ubiquitin-dependent protein catabolic process. Gene Ontology annotation, cellular component: endoplasmic reticulum. Bases 147 to 917 code for a protein of 256 amino acids. The record is from RefSeq and is a predicted model, not a curated record.
AAACAACCGUACGCCUAACUUCUAUAUAAUUUGCCUCUAUUAAAUUAUGAAUCUCUUUUCCUUUGCUUCUCUUGCCAAUUGAAAUCCAGGUUUUUGAUUAAAACCCAUUUUUGCUUUUGGUCUCUUUCAGCUUCCUCUUACUGGUAAUGGCCACGGACCCGAACUCCUUUGAGCAAGAAGGGCAUUCUGUUUCUGGAGAUAAUUUGCUCAAGUACGAAUGGAAUCCGAUAUCGGCGCCGACAAGAGACCUACACAAGGAUACCACUGGCUUUGAUUGCAACAUUUGCUUUGACUCUGCAGAAGAUCCGGUGGUCACGCUCUGCGGUCACUUGUACUGCUGGCCCUGCAUUUACAAGUGGCUUCAUGUCCGGACUUCUUCCCUUGAUGCAGAACAGCCAGAGCGGAACUGCCCUGUGUGCAAAGCGAACAUAUCCUCCAGCUCAUUGGUUCCCCUCUAUGGCCGUGGUACAUCUUUGAACUCUCCAUCCAAGGACUGUCACUCAGAUUUGGUCAUUCCUCAAAGGCCACCUCCAUUUGGAUCGAACCCUAUAACCACAUCUUCUCAUCCAAGGCGGCGACACGAUGAAAACCUUUUACAUUCCCAGUCUCAAUCAUUUCAUCACCAGCAAUACUUCCCUCACUCUCAUGGAGGCUAUGAAACCUUGGCAUCAUCUAGCCUUGGUGGUAUAGCAAUGACAAAUUUCUUCAAUCCUAUGUUCGGGAUGUUGGGCGAAAUGGUGUAUGCUCGGGUAUCUGGGAGCCCAAACAUCAGUAUGUUUACUUAUCCGUACCAAUCUUCGCACCCUUUUUUCGGGAAUAACUAUCUCAGGAUGAGAAGGCAGGAAAUGGACAAAUCUCUUAGUAGAGUAUCCAUCUUUCUUUUUUGUUGCAUCAUUCUUUGUCUUCUGCUGUUUUGAAAGCAUUGACUUUGGUAUUUGUAUAGUUGUAAAAAGAUGAGUCAAUGAACAGACUGAACACAUGUUAUUUGUUGAAAAGAUUGUGGGGGAACUCGCUUUAUA